Molecule: messenger RNA, 1287 nt
Organism: Lecanosticta acicola
Lineage: Eukaryota; Fungi; Ascomycota; Dothideomycetes; Mycosphaerellales; Mycosphaerellaceae
Source: the annotation of a GenBank genome assembly
AUGCGCUUCUCAACUGUUGCAGGUCUGGCAUCCGCCACUCUCGUUGCUGCUCAAGCCCCCAGCAUUACCCAGUACACAUCUCACGACAUCCACAAUGGCCAAGCUUUUCAAAACGUUUCCGACAUUGCCGACGAGGCCAUGAGAUCCAACAUCGCCUCCCGAGGCAACGUCCAAUGCACAUACGAGAAUGCCGACGUACGGAGAGAAUGGCGAACUCUGUCCCAGCAUACCCGCAAGAGCUUCACAGACGCCGUCCUCUGUCUCCAACAAAAGGCCCCAGAAAAGAUGACUGCCGCCGAAGCGCCCUACUACCCCGGAGUCAAGACUCGCUGGGACGAGUACGUCGCAACCCACAUCAAUUACACCCUGAACAUUCACGACACUGCCGACUUUCUCGCAUGGCACCGCGCUUUUACGCAUUACCUGGAACAGGAUCUCAAGAAUCUCUGCGGCUACACCGGCGUCAUGCCGUACUGGAAUUGGGCUCUGGACUAUGCAUCGCCGCAAGACAGCCCCCUCUUCAACGGCGACGAGUACAGCAUGAGCGGAAACGGCGAAUCCAUCUCCGGCCGCUCCGACACCUGGCUCGCCCAGCAAGAGGUCGACUUCCCUCCCGGCACAGGAGGCGGCUGCGUGACCUCCGGCCCCUUCAAAGACUACACCGUCAACCUCGGCCCCCUCGACCUGCCCAACGCCAACAACGUCAAUUCCACCUUCGAAUACAACCCCCGCUGUCUCGAACGCGACCUCAACCCUUGGGUCUCCACCAACUACAACACCUACCGCAACCUCACCGACCUCCUGCUCGAAAACACCCACAUUGAAGAUUUCCAGGCCAUCAUGCAAGGCUACAACAGCGAUACCAACCGCUUCGGCGUCCACGGCGGCGGACACUGGCAGGUCGGAGGCAGCAUGAUGGACUUCCAUUCCUCCCCGGCGGACCCCGUGUUCUUCUUACACCAUGCCAUGAUCGAUCGGGUCUGGACGAUCUGGCAGAAUCUCGACAUCUACCGACGACAGAAUACCCUCAUGGGCACCGCGACGCUGGGAUGUGAUGUUCCCGAUUGUCCCGCCAUGACGCUUGAAGACAGUUUGCCUUUUGGUUUCGUCACUGAUGAUCCGGUAAGACAAUCGAUCCACACACACUCUCUCCCUCUCUCUCUCCCCUAACCAUUACUUAAAAAUAAUCUAGCGGAAUACUAAUGCCGUGACGAACAGGUCUUUGGAGAUCUAAUGGAUACUUUCAGCGGGCCUUUCUGCUACCGCUACGAUUCCGCCACCUCAUAG